AUUCUCGGGAUUAACCGACCGCGAAUCACCCAAUUAAUAUCGACGCACCUAACGCAUCGAUAACGUGUAAUUUCUAUUUCUAUUUACCCACGUAUCGUGCAAGAUACGCGCUCUAAUCUUCGCCUUAUCUAAUCCUGCAAAUUCGAUCUACUUUCGAUUAUUUAUCAAUCGAACGGUGGGUUUUCGUUCGUAUCGAAUGCGAAGUUUUUCCUCAAAAAAAAAUGAAAGCCAGUUCCAGUGUCGAGGAUUUAAAAAAAUCGGUGAACAUCCGCGCGUUGAUCUCCGCUUACGAGAACAUCUCCUCGGAACACCAGAUCAAAAGACCCAGGGCGAAUUCGCUGGGAAACGCCUUAAACAACGACGUAGUAGUUAGAGAAACCACCAUCAGAACGUUAGACGAUGCUUACAGAGUUUUGGACGUGGUCGAGCGCCGUUUGCAGCAAUACGAAAUCUACAACAAGGAGAAACACGUCGCCAUACAGGAGGAGCUCUUCAACACGCUGACCAGCAUCAUUAACAUCGACAACGACGAUCCCGAAGAGGCUAAAGCGUUGAUACAACGCACCAAGGACUACGUGUCGUUUUUGAACACGAAAUUACCGUCGAACAAAAACGGAUCGAGCGUUUACGCAGAUCGCCUGGCGACGACAAACUCUUCCAAACCGGUACAAGAUGAUGAAAUCGACGCAGCGAAAUCUGGAUCAACCGUGAGGCGUUUGAAAGAAAGAUUCCAAGUCGCCGAAACUCAAACCAAACAACGUUUUCCUCCACCCAAGAAGGCGCCUCUUCCAAACAAAAACCAGAUAGCAGUUGAAGUUGUUACAACACAAAACGAUACAAUUAACCUUAACCAACGCAAUACAUUCACCUCCCGUUUCCCUCCACUCAACAAGGCGCCUCUACCAAACAACAACAAGUUAGAUGAAGAUGUUACAACACAAAACCUUCGACCAGAAACAUUCAAACAACCCGAUAACAACGAAGAAAGGUACUCGGUGUCGGUGUUGAAAUUGAAGAGCAUCUUCGAGAGCAAGUCGAAGGAAAACGCCGAAGGGUUGCCGUUGAUAUUGACCCAACCGCUAUCGCGAAGUGUUUACGAGUUGAACGUAAUGGAGGCGCGUUCGGACCAAGCGCAGCAGAUGGAAGUGUCCAGUUACUUGGAGACGAAGGCGGUGGAAGUGGAAAACUUGCAGGAGGUUUCGGUGGAGGCCAAUCGGUUGCUUGGCAUUUUGAAGAAGGAAUGGGGUUCGAUGGAGUUUAAUUAUGUUUCGUAUGAUGAUAGUAAGAAUGAUGCGAACGGUUAUGGUGGUGGUGAUGAUGUGAAGAAAUUGGAGUAUUUAGACGAGAAUGGUAAUGAAGACGAAGGGGAGCGGUAUGUGGAAGAAGUUUUAGAGGAUAUUGAAGAGAAUGUCGAUGAGGAGUCUUAUUCUAGCAGUGCAAUUACAGAAAAUGAUCAGGUAGAUAACACGGAGAUGGUAAUGUCUAAUCAGUAGGUACUUUUAUGUGAAAAUAAGGAGGUUAUAAAUAGUUGUACAUAAAAAAACAAAAUAUAACUUUUAUAUUAUUUAUUGGUG
This is a messenger RNA of Phyllotreta striolata, 1574 nucleotides long. The record is from the annotation of a GenBank genome assembly. NCBI's taxonomy places the organism in Eukaryota, Metazoa, Arthropoda, Insecta, Coleoptera, Chrysomelidae.